GUCAACUCUUGCUCACCGCUCAACGCCCCUGACUUGAUUCGACUCGGUUUAACAUCUUCCCAUUGACGCCAUGUCUAUCCAGGUGGAAACCCGCACCAACGCCACGGCCCUCAACGCCAACGGGGCCAAGCACCCGGCGGUGAAGGAGACGUGGAAGAUCCCGCCAUCCAACUGGCAGGCCUUGAUCCAUCCCCGCGUUGAGGAGGUUUCCCGCGAGGUGGACGGCUACUUCCUCGAGCACUGGAACUUCCCCGACGACCGUGCCCGGUCCACGUUUCUGAAGGCUGGCUUCUCCCGUGUCACAUGCUUGUACUUUCCGCUGGCCAAGGACGACCGGAUCCACUUUGCCUGCCGUCUGCUCACGGUGCUCUUCUUAAUUGAUGACAUCCUCGAGGACAUGUCGUUCGCGGACGGCGAAAGGCUCAACAACAGACUGAUAGAGCUCUCUAAAGGUCCCAAAUAUGCGACCCCAGACAGAUCCAUCCCGGCCGAGUUUGUUAUCUUCGACCUGUGGGAGAGCAUGCGGAAGCAUGACUUCGAGCUCGCCAACGAGGUGCUCGAGCCGACCUUUAUCUUUAUGCGAUCGCAGACCGACCGGAUCCGGCUGAGAAUCACGGAGCUUGGCGAGUACCUGCGGUAUCGCGAGAAGGACGUGGGCAAGGCCCUCCUUUCCGCCCUCAUGCGCUACUCCAUGGACUUGCGCCCUACUCCGGACGAGCUCAGGCUCCUGCGGCCGCUCGAGGGGAACUGCUCUAAGCAUCUCUCGGUGGUUAACGAUAUCUACAGUUUUGAGAAGGAGGUGCUCGCUGAAAAGACGGGCCACGCCGAGGGCGCAUACCUGUGCUCGGCGGUCAAGGUGGUGGCGGCUGAUACGUCGCUGAGUAUCGCCGCCACCAAGCGGGUGCUGUGGUCCAUGGUGCGUGAGUGGGAGCUCGUUCACGAUGCCAUGGCCGAGGCUCUCGGCCUGCAGCUCAGCCAAAGCCAGGCCGUCCGUGACUACGUGCGGGGGUUGCAGUACCAGAUGAGUGGGAAUGAGCUCUGGAGCAAGACGACGCCGCGGUAUCUGGAGCCGAUUCAAGAGACGGGCGGUCAGUUGUAAUCAUGACAAGGCGCAAAUAGGUGUUGCUGCAUCUCAAAGGCAUCAGAAUUAUCUGUUGGUACGCUGUCGUUGCCCACACUUAAAGAGGUCGAAAUAAAUAUUAUUCUUAUUCC
Messenger RNA from Chaetomium strumarium, 1212 nucleotides. Its product is annotated as Aristolochene synthase. The coding region runs from base 71 to 1099 and encodes 342 amino acids. NCBI's taxonomy places the organism in Eukaryota, Fungi, Ascomycota, Sordariomycetes, Sordariales, Chaetomiaceae. The transcript is spliced from 4 exons. The record is from RefSeq and is a predicted model, not a curated record.